Molecule: messenger RNA, 969 nt
Organism: Laccaria bicolor S238N-H82
Lineage: Eukaryota; Fungi; Basidiomycota; Agaricomycetes; Agaricales; Hydnangiaceae
Exons: 2
Coding region: 1-969 (322 amino acids)
Source: RefSeq, a predicted model, not a curated record
AUGUUGCGCAGGCUUCGAGAUCUAGAGGAGGCUGAAUCAGAUUCCGAAGACCCAGAAGAAUCAGAGUCCCACCUGGCCGAAGAGCGGGAAAGUAUCGUGAGAGCGGAUGCACCUGGGCCGUCCACGUCAACGUCAAAUCCAACCACUCACCAUACACAAUCAACCAACCCCAUCCCAACACCAACAAUCACGCGUACAACGCACUCAGCUGCACGCGCAACCAUCCCACAUUCACCUGACCACACAUCAAGUCCACCAACAUCAACCCCCACACAAUCAACAGCCACACCCCCAACGCAAUCAACAACCACACCCCCAACACAAUCAACAACCACACCCCCCACUCAAUCAACAAAACCCACUCAUCUUGAGAUCCUCCAGGACACUGUUGCCGCCCUCAAGAAGACCAACCUUGUUACCGCCAUCCCAAACACCACAGCUGCCGCAUUGACUAUCCAACCCACAACAUCAAAUGAGCUCCUCCUCCUUGCAGCACUUUGUGAGGCCGAGAGUCGGAAUGCUCAUGCAGAGAUACAUGCCUUCGAGCUCCAGGCCUCCAACAUUCUGAAUGAGGCAUAUACCGAGAGGCUUCGGAAAGCACUAGAGGCAAGGGAAGAAAAGCGGGGGAAGAAAAAGGGUAUCAAGCUUGUUGGCAAUGGGCUCCCCAAGCUUUUGAGUGGCAACAAUUUCUAUGAGCUCAUGCAGGCCAAGGAGAAGGAGGUGCGUGAGGUUUUGAAGCAAAAGGAGGCAUGGAAGGAAGGACGGGUUGCCUAUGAUGCAGCAGUGGAAGUGUGGGCUGCAGCAGAUCAGGAGCGAAGGAUGAACGGGAUGCUAUCAAGGCCAACAACACGCAAACCACAGCGGCUUGGGACAAUAGGAAGGCUGCAGCAGUCAAGAAGAAGAAGAAAUUUACCGAACCAAAGCCAAAAUCGACGCCCCUUCCAAAAGCGAUUCCUAGGCCCAAGUUGA